GAAUACCCUACUAAAGGGAGUAGCUCAGAAUAAACAUGUGAAAUGAUAUGGUGCCAAUUGAAGCAACAGAAGUUAAACUAUACAUGUAUCUAUAUCAGUACAUGCAUCAUACUGGAGCAAUUAAGAGGACUAAAGCUAAUGGAGUCUUUAUUGACAAGCUAUAUUGUAUUGCUGUUCACAGCAGUGUUUGUGAACGCUCAGUAUACAGUUGUCGUGCAAAUUGGUGAUAUAGCAGUGUCCACUCCGACCAAUCAAUUAGCUGACGGGAGCUGCUGUGUCAGUUCCCAGUCUCCUCCGCAGUGCACCAGCUGUCCGAACCUGCAUCUACAACUCUGUGCUCGUAUUGACACUCAUGACACCAGCGAUACUGACAUCAGUAACUGUUCAGUGGGAUCAGUCGGGAUUGGUAUUGACUCGAUCAGUGGCAGUGUUACAGUGACUUUUGGCAGACAGGACACCAUUUACACGGGAGCUUUUCAGAUGUUAUUUCGAGUGUCCAGAAAUAUAAACAGUACUCAUGGAGUUAUCGUAGACGGUGGACUGGUGAGAAUUGAACAGCAACUAGUGGCCGAUCAGUCAUCUGGAGUGCUGCAACAGAUUCAACUAACUGGCGCUAAUGGACUAGCCACAUUUCCCCUGAGGCUGUUGGUGGCCUGUCCUGACAUGAUGACUUGUACGACUGACACCUCCUGUCGUCCUAGAGAUGAUCUGUUCGGUCACUACAUGUGUGGGAAUAGAGGGCAGUUGGUGUGCCUACCUGGCUUCCAAGAUCCAGCCUCUGACUGCACUCUGCCUGACGACAUCUCACAAACUACUACUACAUCUACUAUGUCAGUAACUACUACUGCAGCUGCAACGAGGAGAGAAGUAUCUACAGAUUCUAUAAACACAGCUACAACGAGGGGUGCUGACAUAUCUACAGAUUGUGUGCACACAGCUACAACGAGGGGUGCUGACAUAUCUACAGAGUCUGUGCACACACUGACAGCUAUUACAAGGGAUGACGUGUAUACUGUGAUAAGUUUUGUACCCACAGAAUUUCCCCAAGACGACAGUACGUUCUCAACUGGACUUGGAGUAGGUGUUGCUAUUGGAUUCACAGCGGCACUCAUACUGGCUACCUUUGGUUGCGUAAUUGUUUGGCUAUUACGUAGAAAGUGUCGAAACCAAUCAGGUCGAAUAGCAGCAACACAGCCGGUGUAUGAGCUACCCUCUACGCAAGAGCGUAACACAAACAAUAUAAGGACACACCCCAAUCCUGGGUACGGAGUUCAUCACCUCGAGGAGAUACAGAGUAGCACAGGGGACUAUGACUACAUUUAAGAGUCUGAGCAAUUAUAUUCAUAGAUUGCAUAUUGAAACAUUGAGUGCAUGACUUAUUUGUAAGAAAAUAAUGUUCUACUGUCUUCUUAA
Messenger RNA from Halichondria panicea, 1413 nucleotides. RefSeq lists its product as uncharacterized. Gene Ontology annotation, cellular component: membrane. The transcript has 8 exons. The record is from RefSeq and is a predicted model, not a curated record. NCBI's taxonomy places the organism in Eukaryota, Metazoa, Porifera, Demospongiae, Suberitida, Halichondriidae. Gene Ontology annotation, biological process: cell communication. Bases 43 to 1323 code for a protein of 426 amino acids.